This is a messenger RNA of Wasmannia auropunctata (little fire ant), 955 nucleotides long. Its product is annotated as phosphatidate phosphatase PPAPDC1A-like. The transcript has 6 exons. The record is from RefSeq and is a predicted model, not a curated record. Bases 32 to 760 code for a protein of 242 amino acids. Gene Ontology annotation, biological process: phospholipid metabolic process. Gene Ontology annotation, molecular function: phosphatidate phosphatase activity. NCBI's taxonomy places the organism in Eukaryota, Metazoa, Arthropoda, Insecta, Hymenoptera, Formicidae.
AACUGAAUGUAUUGCAAAACGCUGAAUUUGAAUGGCUUUUAGGGAGCUGGAAAAAGCAGAACCAUUUACGAGAAAAAUUCACGAAGACGAGCUGUGGUUGUACAGAAAUCCGAGAACAGACUCUUUCGUUCCAACUACAGUAUUAUGGCCUCUUGUGUUUAUGAUGCCGAUCGUUGUUAUUUGCUUCUUUUUCAUAAUACACAAAGAUAAAGUCGAUCUUAAGCAGUCAGUAUUGUCUGUAACAUUAGCCUUAGGAUUUAAUGGUCUUAUUACAGACAUUUUGAAACUUAUAGUAGGUCGUCCAAGGCCAGAUUUCUUCUGGCGGUGUUUUCCAGACGGACAGAUGAAUCCGGGAUUUAAAUGCACUGGGGAUCCAGUCGUUGUUAGAGACGGAAAGAAGUCAUUCCCAAGCGGACAUUCCUCGUUUGCGUUCGCCAGUUUCGGCUUCAUCGCCUUGUAUCUAGCCGGAAAGUUACACACAUUCAGCCUGGCGGGAAAAGGACAAUCGUGGAGACUGUGCACGUUCCUUUUGCCGCUUUGCAUCGCCCUCACUGUCGCGUUAAGCAGAACGUGCGACUAUCACCAUCACUGGCAAGACGUGGUGAUAGGAUCGGUAAUAGGCUACUGCUUAACGUACGUCUGCUACAGACAUUAUUAUCCUCCGUUAGAUUCGCCAUAUUGCGACAAGCCGUACGUCGCGUUACAAGUUCAGUCAGACACUGUCAAAUCUAACAAAAACGAGCAAAUUAAGUGGAUAUAAAGGAUUAUUGUAGCGCCAGGAUUAUAUUUUAAAGAAUUUUUUCUGCUCAAUUCGACAUUACUAAUUGUAAGAAUUACUGAAGAUAUGAAAGCACAAUUACAAGGAUAGGAUUUAUUAAACUCCAGCUAAUCUAAGAAUUUAAGAAAGUGAUAAUAACAUGUGAUAUUUUUAGAAUAUAAAUGAUUCUAACAUCAA